AUGUGUCUGAACGACUCUGGUCGAGAGCCCUCACCACUUAAGUCCGUCCCUCAGAUCCGCCUGGUGCCUCCCGGGCGGCUGCUGCAUUUGGGUCGCCACUGCGGGGCACGGAGGGCUUGGUGGAUCCGGCGCUCUCAUCCAGCCCUGCAUCGAAUUCAGGUUCACCUCGGUGUCGGUCAGGAUCACUCCGGCGCAAGCUACAGAGAGGGCUUGCAGGAGGCGCUGCUGGGUGCCCACGGCAUGCGCCCGCAGCCCUGGGCGCCGGUGGAUCAGGUGGCGGUUUGCGCCUGCUGCACCACGGACUUCAUCUGGUCUACAGUGCUGCGCUCCCAGCCCCACAAGAUGGCGGCCAGGUGCCGCUGCCAUUCCUGCGGGGCGGUGGUUUGCGACGGGUGUGCCCAGCAGAAGCAGGCCCUGCCGCAGGUGGGCAUCCUACGUGAGGUCCGGGUCUGCGAUCGCUGUUUUUUGCGGCCAAAGAGCCUCAAGUAG
Effrenium voratum is the source of this 489-nucleotide messenger RNA. The record is from the annotation of a GenBank genome assembly. Lineage: Eukaryota; Dinophyceae; Suessiales; Symbiodiniaceae.